AUGUCAAUCAACUUACGUUCAUUACUGCUUUCUGGCUCUCUGCUAGCGUCGUUGCCAGUGGUUAUAUCACAUGCAUCGCAUCAAAGCAUUAGCAAGCGCGAUCUUUUCGAUGGCGAAGCCGUCAUCAUCAAGGGGCAAUGGUCAUGUAGCCCUCAGCAAAUUUUAGAUAUAGAUCAGGGCGUUGUCGAGGCACAUGAACUCGCAAAUGCAGCUCUUACUGCUCUUGGAAAGUCCAAUGUUGCGAGGACUCCAGCGUACUUCUCGUGGUUCGGACCUGAAAGUGGAGGUCCUUCAGCUUCCAAUCUCAUUGAAAAGCACUACCGUCCUGUAAUCGACUCCCUCAAGCCCCCGAGUGUCGAAACAGCUUUCCGAUUUUCCCCCGAGCCUUUGUUUCCCCCCAAUACAGUGACAGAUAAGAGUCUUGUCUUCGGCUGUUCCGGAAACAAUGGACCCUGUGCAGACGGUCAAAUGGUUGCGGGUGUACAGAGUGCGACAGAUACCGAGGCCGCAGUCUUUGGGACCACUUUACUACUACUAUGCGAGACCUUCUUCGAUAAGACCCGGCCUACCAACCAGGGAAUGGUGAAGCAAUGGCAGGCUGAAAGUGCCAUCGGCGACAUGUCGAAGGGUUUCGUCUUGGUCCACGAGACCCAGCAUAUGCUCAUUGCCACGGGUGCGGGAGAACGUGCGGAUGAUCUCAAGAACCCGUUCUUCGGAUUCCUUGAUGAUAGGUCUGAGGACUGCUACUCUGCCACAUGCUGCUCCCGCUUGUCAGCAGCAGAGAAGGUAAAGAAUGCGCAGAACUAUGCCAUCUUUGCACUUGAUUCGAUGGCGUUUCCCAACGCAGAAGAACAGCCCGCUUGCCCAGCAUCACCUGCAUCCUCUACUUUGGUGCGCCAGAAGCGCCAGGUACGAUUUGACAACUCGACAACUUCGUCGGCGCCACCCUCUUUGUCCCGUACUCCUUUGCCGCCCACCAUCAUCACUUCAACCAGCAAGCCUCCCUCGAGAGUUGCGACUCCGACACCUUCUCGUAGCGCAGAGCCCGAAGUUAUCACAGUAUCAGGCACUGUCGCAGUCGUCAUCCCCGCGGGAGCCGUCGCCUUUGGCGGACCCGGUGGUGGCCUUGCCUCGUUCGGAGGCGUCAUUGUCCCCGUUCCCGAAGGACAGACAGUCAGCGAUCCCUCGAAGGAUCCCCAGCAAUCAGGGCCCGAUGAGCCCACCAACACCCCCCGUCAAACCCAAUCCCCGACAACGAGCUCAAAGCCAGUCAGCAGUUCUGCACCCUGUAGUAAGCCUGCAGAGAAGACCUACAAGCCAGCUGUCGAGAACGUCUGCGAGGAUUGGUCUGGCAUGAAUCAGACAGCCUUCAAGCCUCUAAUUGCAGGCAUUCCUCUCGUAGAUUGGGAGGGUGCUCCUGUUGUUUCGACUACGUCUAUCUUGGAGACCGUGGAGGUGACGACUAUGCUGGUGACAAGCACCGCAGCCCCCGCGCCCUCGGCUACACCAUCAGCGGAGCCAAAGGUCGACCCUGUUGCUUGCUACAAUUUUGACAUCAACGCGUACGGAUACUGCUGCCCUAGUGAGGGUAACCCUUGCCAGAACGAUAUUGGAAAGUGUUACUUCAAUGGAGAGGGUGUUUCAGGCGGUGCGAGCGGUGUCGUGCCCGAUGGUGCGCGAUGCCCGCCUCCCCCGGGUGCUGAGUAUUGUAGAGGUGCUUGCGAGGAGUAG
Messenger RNA from Colletotrichum costaricense, 1731 nucleotides. RefSeq lists its product as uncharacterized. The transcript is spliced from 4 exons. Gene Ontology annotation, molecular function: metallopeptidase activity. Lineage: Eukaryota; Fungi; Ascomycota; Sordariomycetes; Glomerellales; Glomerellaceae. Bases 1 to 1731 code for a protein of 576 amino acids. The record is from RefSeq and is a predicted model, not a curated record.